Molecule: messenger RNA, 1108 nt
Organism: Protopterus annectens (West African lungfish)
Lineage: Eukaryota; Metazoa; Chordata; Ceratodontiformes; Protopteridae
Gene: DHFR
Product: dihydrofolate reductase
Exons: 4
Coding region: 22-435 (137 amino acids)
Biological process (GO): folic acid metabolic process; glycine biosynthetic process; tetrahydrofolate biosynthetic process
Cellular component (GO): mitochondrion
Molecular function (GO): NADP binding; dihydrofolate reductase activity
Source: RefSeq, a predicted model, not a curated record
GGUAAACAAAACAUAGUCAUCAUGGGUAGGAAGACUUGGUUUUCUAUUCCAGAGAAGAAUCGUCCGCUAAGAAACCGAAUUAACAUUGUGCUUAGCAGAGAACUCAAAGAAGUACCACAGGGAGCUCACUAUUUAGCACAUGAUCUUGAUUCUGCUUUGAAUCUUGUGGAAUCUGUAGAACUCCGUGACCGUGCAGAUCUGGUGUGGAUAAUUGGAGGCAGUGCUGUUUACAAGGAAGCACUGGAGAAUGCAGCAAGUCAUCGACUAUUUGUGACAAGAAUUCUCAAAGACUUUGAGUGUGACACGUUUCUUCCAGAAAUUAAUACUGAAAAAUUCAGGCUCCUUCCUCAAUACCCUGGAAUAUCUGCUGAUAUUCAAGAAGAAAAUGGCAUCUCCUACAAAUAUGAAGUUUAUGAAAAAAUAUCUGCAGAAUAAGCCUCUGUUUUACAGUAGAUACUAAUUGUAACUGAACUGUAAAUACCUUAACUCAGAAAGGGGCUCUUUUCCUGACUCACUGCUUAACAUUUCACUGGUGCUGUUUUACAUAUCAGGUUGUAAUACUUGAAAGCUACAAUCAUUGAUUUAGAUAUUUACAUCUUAAUCUUCAUACUUGAGUCUCUCUCUCAGAUGUAUUUCUUCAUUCCAGCCUUUACCAUUGCACUGGCCCUCAAAGGAUUUUGAUACAUUUACACUACGCUAGUGUAGAUAUUUGUUAUCAUCAGUGUUAGCCAACAGUGUCCCUAUACUACCCUCAAUUUUUUUUGAGUUUUUAAUCCUUGUAACGUCAUUAGAGGUAACAAGGAAUACCUCCAUGUUAGUUGGGUUUAGAGACUUCCCUGAUCAUGAGUGCUGUGGGUUACUCAUACUUGCCAGUUUUUUCACAGUAGACUGAAUUUUAUCUAAAAAUCAGGCCAGGAUUGCCCCCGUUUUAAUCCUCAUACUAUUGUUGCAUAUGUGGAGUGCCUUUCUACUAUAAGUUUUGUAGAACCAACAUUACAAUACACACCUUCCUCUAAAAAUGUGUUCCCCUCUUUUGCUGUCCUUGUUGCUGGGAUACAAAUUUUGUACAUGUGCACAUUAGGCUGGAUGAAUAAAUAUUUUAUCAGUA